AAAGGGUAAUUUGGUAAUCCAACAUCUAAAACCCUAGCAAUCACUCUAUAAAAGGGAGGCGUCUCCAGCGUAGUGGUCGCCGUCGCGAAUCCCAGUCCUUCGAAGAUGUCGAAGCGAGGGCGCGGUGGUUCGGCGGGUAACAAGUUUCGGAUGUCACUGGGUCUCCCGGUGGCAGCGACUGUGAACUGUGCCGACAACACGGGGGCGAAGAACCUGUACAUCAUCUCCGUGAAGGGGAUCAAGGGCCGCCUUAAUCGGCUUCCUUCUGCUUGCGUUGGUGACAUGGUUAUGGCCACCGUCAAGAAGGGGAAACCCGAUUUGCGAAAGAAGGUGAUGCCUGCUGUGAUUGUCAGGCAGCGCAAGCCAUGGCGCCGAAAGGAUGGCGUCUUCAUGUACUUUGAAGACAAUGCAGGAGUUAUUGUGAAUCCAAAGGGUGAAAUGAAAGGUUCUGCAAUUACUGGACCCAUUGGGAAAGAAUGUGCUGAUCUUUGGCCAAGAAUUGCCAGUGCUGCCAACGCUAUAGUGUAGCUCUUCCUCAUUUUAUUCGCAGCCGGAUAGUAUAAAGAUUGUUGCAUAUCAUUGUUUGUAAGCACUUAACUCAUCACCUUCAAGUUUUCUUUGUGACCUCAAGACCCCAAUUUUGUUUAUGUUAUGAACUGCACUUUGUAUUUUUUGCCUGUACUAGUAGUUGUUGGUUACUGAUUGAUUGCCCAGUCUCUCAACA
Molecule: messenger RNA, 724 nt
Organism: Dioscorea cayenensis subsp. rotundata (Guinea yam)
Lineage: Eukaryota; Viridiplantae; Streptophyta; Magnoliopsida; Dioscoreales; Dioscoreaceae
Product: 60S ribosomal protein L23
Exons: 4
Coding region: 106-528 (140 amino acids)
Biological process (GO): translation
Cellular component (GO): cytosolic large ribosomal subunit; ribosome
Molecular function (GO): large ribosomal subunit rRNA binding; structural constituent of ribosome
Source: RefSeq, a predicted model, not a curated record